Molecule: messenger RNA, 1127 nt
Organism: Conger conger (European conger)
Lineage: Eukaryota; Metazoa; Chordata; Actinopteri; Anguilliformes; Congridae
Gene: nhp2
Product: NHP2 ribonucleoprotein homolog (yeast)
Exons: 4
Coding region: 110-568 (152 amino acids)
Biological process (GO): snRNA pseudouridine synthesis; rRNA pseudouridine synthesis
Cellular component (GO): nucleolus; box H/ACA snoRNP complex
Molecular function (GO): box H/ACA snoRNA binding
Source: RefSeq, a predicted model, not a curated record
GGAAGUGACGCCAUUUAAUAAGGACGCGGGUCCACGUGUGUUACAAGCUGCGGGAAGACGUAUAGUUCGCCGCUAAAAUAACGAGAAACGGAAAAGAAAAGAUAAAACUAUGACAAAGAUUAAGAAGGAGAAAGGGGCGACAGAAGAGGAGGCUACAGGGACACCGGAGAAGUCUUACCAAGAGUUGAUCGCCAAUAUUAACCCCAUCGCACAGCCUCUCGCCUCUAGAAAGCUCAGCAAGAAACUCUACAAAUGCGUGAAAAAAGCCUCCAAGGUAAAACGGAUUCGGCGCGGAGUGAAGGAAGUCCAGAAGUUUAUAAACAAAGGAGAGACCGGGAUUGUUGUGCUGGCCGGAGACACGCUGCCCAUUGACGUGUACUGUCACCUGCCAGUCAUGUGUGAAGACCGGAGUCUCCCCUACGCCUACAUCCCGUCUAAAGUGGACCUGGGAUCGUCGGCCGGCUCCAAGCGACCCACCUGCGUGAUCAUGAUCAAACCUCACGAGGAGUACCAGGCUGCUUACGACGAGUGUCUGGAGGAGGUGUCCGCUCUGCCCAAACCACUCUGAGCGCGCUCGUGCAGAGACACGGGACGGGCCUAUAUCCACGGGCUGCGGACCUCUCUCGCUCGCUCUCUCUCGCUCGCUCUCUCUCGCGCUCUCUCUCUCGCUCUCUCUCGCGCUCUCUCUCGCUCUCUCUCUCGCUCUCUCGCUCUCGCUCACGCUGUACAGUUCUCCAGCGUCUCUUCGUAGCGGAUUUCCUGCAUCCCAGCAGAAGAAGUGACCCCGGGCUGAAGGCCUCGAGCUCAGCCGUGAAUGUUUGUGGACAGGAGGAGCCAUUUUAGUCAAACUGCAAAGUGCUUUUCUGAGAUUAACACGAGUAAGGAAGCACUACUUUUUGUUACACAAAUUGUCUUUUCUUCAGAGUCCAUGAGCGUGUAAUGGGAAAACAGGCGUUAGACUGAAAAGCUCUGAGGUGGAAUGUCAUUUAGAUUUUAAAAAAUAAUUUAGUGAUAAUGAUUGGUUUUCCCCUGUUUUGUUUUUUGUUUUUCCUUUCUAUUCUGUCGAUUUGUUUUUGGGAUAGGAGUGUGCAGAUAAAAUGAAUUGCUGUUGACCCAGGAUUAUGUUU